Closterium sp. NIES-65 is the source of this 7059-nucleotide messenger RNA. The record is from the annotation of a GenBank genome assembly. NCBI's taxonomy places the organism in Eukaryota, Viridiplantae, Streptophyta, Zygnematophyceae, Desmidiales, Closteriaceae.
AUGUGCCAAUUUUCUUCGCUGUGUGCAGCUCAGCCAUUUCCUUUCCCCUUCUUCUUUCCUUCCUCCUCUGGUGCCCCCAGUCUCUCGUCAACCCUUCCAUCCAACCUCCCGAAUCUAGCUCCCUCCACGUCAUCAUCAGCGCUUCCAGCCACGUCAGCAGCAGCACAGCCUUUACAAGGAUCAGGAGGGGAGGCAGCAGGGGGGAGCGGAUUUGCAGGAGCAGGAGGGGGGAGUGGAGAGGUGACAUCAGGGACAACAGCCACGACAGCUACACAGGCGUCUCUGUUCCCCCCUCCUGUGUCAACCACUCAACAACUUGCAUCCUCUUCACCCUCAUCAUUCGCGCCUGUUACAGCAGCUGAUCUCCCCGCAUCUCAACUGCAGUCCAGUACUUUUCCCACUCUCCCCAGCGGCCCCAUUCCCCUCCCUCCGGUCCCUGUGUCUCCCCCCUUCAGCUUCUCCCUACCCUUCCAGUUUUCCACCUCCUCUGAACCAUCAGCCUCCUCCACGCCCUCCCCUCCCUUAUCCUCUCCCCCAUCCCUCACUCCAACUCUCCCGUUUACCCCCUCUUCCUCCCCUUCUCCUCCCUCUCUGCCAAGCUCCUCCGCUCCCUUUCCGCCAAACUCCCCCUCUUCCCCCUCCCCUCCUCCCCCACCCCUUUCACGCACUUCAUCCCCAGCAUCCUUAAACAAUUCCUCGCCCUCUCCCCCUCCAUUCCCUGCUUCUUCCUCUUCCUCCUCUCCUUCCUCCUCUCCCUCCUCCUCGCCCUCCUCCUCCUCCUCUCCCUCCUCUGCUUCCUCUCCCCCCUCCCAGCGCUGCUUAUUCGCAGGCCAGCAGCAGCCGUGUGUGUGCCUCUCACAACCAAACCCACCCACUACAACACCACAGCGCAACCAAUCCUCUACUGUUACCGCCGCUGCCACCGCUGCUACUCCUGCCACCGCUGCCGCUGCUCCUGCUGCGUCUGCUGCCACUGCCGCUGCCCCUUCUGCCCCUAUUGCCGUUGCUGGACGUUCCUCUCCUGCUGUCGCUACACCCACCGCUGGUGCUUCUCCAGGAAUCCCCUCCGCCACCAUUAGACUCGUUGCUGCAAGUGAACCUGCCCCCUCGUUGCCUGCUCCGGUCGUGAUCCAAGCAGGCAGGCAGACCCAGAUGCACCUGAGUCCCAGCUUUACUGCUCUGUCCCCUUCUCUCCGCCUCCCUGCCUUCUCCCCUGCUUACUUUGUCCCGUCCUCACCCUCCUCUCUCCUCAUCUCCCCCUUGUCCCCUCGUCUCCCUCUUCUCCCUCGUCUCCCUCUUCUCCCUCUUCUCCCUCUUCUCCCUCUUCUCCCUCUUCUCCCUCUUCUCCCUCUUCUCCCUCGUCUCCCUCUUCUCCCUCUUCUCCCUCGUCUCCCUCUUCUCCCUCUUCUCCCUCGUCUCCCUCUUCUCCCCUCUCCUCCCCUUUCUCCAAUCUCACAUCCCAGCCUCAUCUCCUCAGCCAAUGAGCAUGCAACAGCUGGCUAUCAAGCGGUGGCAGUGGGGGGCGUGCUAGCAAUAGGGCUCAUACUGCUUCUGCUCUUCGCUGCCGUGGGGUGCUGCGGUGACGUGUGUGGGGGGCUGUGUGAGGUUCUCAUACUGUCUCUCUCCCUUCUAUACCCCCUCCACAUUCCAGCCCCACCCCCACAGCCAAUGAGCGGCCAACAGCUGGCCAUCACAGGCGCGGCGGUGGGCGGCGUGCUAGCAAUAGGGCUCAUACUGCUGCUGCUCUUCGCUGCAGUGGGCUGCUGUGGAGACGUGUGGGGGGGCUUGUGUGGGGGGUUGUGUGGGGUGAGAAAGAGAGGGGACGAGGAGAGUGUGUGGGUGGGUGAGUGGGGAAAGGGAAGCAGCUAUGAGAAAGUUGAGAGGCGCAAUCUGGGGGGUAAUGUUGGAGCGCGUGGGAAAGGGCAGCAGGACAGGGAGGCGAGGAGGAAGACGAGGCGGGGUGGGAGAGAGGGGCAGAGCAAAGUGGAGAGGGAGAGGCAGGGCCCGGAUAGGCCUUGGCACGUCAAGAAACAAGAGCAGCAAGAGCGUUCUGAAGAGAAGGUGCAGCAGCAGGCCGGAGGGAGGGCGCAGCAGCCUGAGGAUAGGGCGCACGUGGGUACAAGUCGGCAACAGAGCAUCCCGGCCCACGAGCAGAUGCACCAGGAGCAGCAGCAGCACAUGCCGUCCCUUCAGCAAAACCUGCCACCCCUUCAGCAGCCCAUGUCAACCUUUCAGCAACAGCAACAGCUACAGCAACAGCAGCGCCAUAACCAGAGCAGGGAGGAGAUGAGGAGGCAGUUGGUGGCAGAGCAGCACAGAGCAGUGGAGGAGCAGCGUGAGGACGUUGUUGCUAGCAGCGUGGGCACAGUGAUGCGCUCGGCUGAACAGAUGAGCUCAGGUCUGGGCAGCGGCAUGAGAAUGAAUGAGGGGAGGCAGUUGGUGGCAGAGCAGCACAGAGCAGUGGAGGAGCAGUGUGAGGAGCAGUGUGAGGAGCAGUGUGAGGAGCAGUGUGAGGAGCAGUGUGAGGAGCAGUGUGAGGAGGCGCUUGCAAGCAGCGUCGGCACAGGGAUGGGCUCGGCUGAACUGAUGAAAAUCUUAAGUGGCCAGGUCAAGCCAAAUGGUGCAUUAGAGCUAAAAGGGUUGGCCGAGCCAAGGGGUACGGCCGAGCCAAGGGGCCAGGACGGGUCAUCACUUGCUGAUACUGAGAAGAUAAGGAAGAAGCAGCGAGGCAUGCACUCUGAGGCGGUGGACGGGAGUGGGUUAGGUGCACAGUCAGCAGCAGUUGCAGCCACUGCCAUCACUACUGCCGUGCUGCCAUCGGGGGAGACUGUGGAUGUGGAGCGAGUGGUGAUCGGGCAGGUAAGCUGGGGAUGGGAGGGACGGGCUCUCCCCUGCCCUAAUCCCACAGCACAUGCGUCUGCCCUCCGACUCUUGCGACGUCUCAAAACUCUCCUUCCUCCUUUCCUCCCUCUCCAUAUUUCCCCCCUUUCCCAGCUCUCCCCUGCCCACAUCUCACAGCACAUGGGUCUGCUCUCCCACCUCUCCCACCCACACAUCGUCGACACUCUUGGCUACAAGCUGCUGGCCGGCAACAUCUGUCUGGUAGCCACAGCCCACAUGUCGCAGGGGACUCUGCUCCAGUGGCUCAAAGCCUCCUCCCCUCCUCUGCUGGACUGGCCUGCAAGGGUACAGGUGGCACGGUUGGUAGCCCGAGCUCUCACAUUCGCCCACUCGUGCGAUCCCCCGCUGCCACAUGGCGCGCUCUCCUCACGCCACGUGGCGUUUGGGGCGGACCUCAAGCCGCGUGUCGGGGGCUUUGCUGCUGCCAGGCUGAGAAGGCUGGGGCACCGCAGGGCAUUGCAUGGAAAUUCAUCUGAUGACACGGCAGCUGACGUGGCAGCUGACGUGGCGGAGCACAUAGCAUCGGACAUCCACAGCUUUGGUCUCAUUCUCCUUCAUCUGCUCACCGGCCGCGACCCCUUCCUCUCAUCACCAUCAUCAUCACCACCUUCCGCCUCGUCCUCUUCCCCCACCUUCGCUGCCCUUUCGUCCGAUGCACAGUGGCUGCUGGCUGAGGUCAAGUCUGCAUGCGAGUGCAUGGACCAAACGCGUUUGCUGAGUGUAGUUGAUCCUUCCCUCGCAAUCAAGCGUGCACCCUCCACCAUGUUAAGUUGGCGCGUGCUGGUGCUGCGGCUGGGCGAGCGAUGCAUGGAGUUUGAUGGGCGCAUGGACCCCAUCGAACAGAUGGACCUGUGUCUGACGGUGGUGAGCCGCAACUUUGACGCCCUCAAGGGCGAGCUGCUGCCGCUCCUAAUGCAGUGUGCAGAGGACCUUCCCCAAAAGGCACCGUUCUACACCACUCUGGUGUCGCUACUAAAUGUGGACUAUGAGGAGUUUGGGGCGUCUGUGGUGGAGCAUGUGAUGGCAGGCUUGCAGGCGGCCUUUGAAACUGGAGAGUGCAACAAGAUGCGCAUUCUUCUGCGCCUUCUCGCGCUGCUGUCUGUGGCAGCAGUAGUGCCAGAGUCUGAGGUGUUGCAAGUUUUGUCUCUUCUGGUCGACACCGCCACCUCGCACCUCGACCCGACAGCUGGCGGGAAUCCCAACUGGCAGCCUCGGGCGGACUUCUUUGUCUUUUGUGUGCUUGCCUGCCUUCCCUUUGCCGCUCAAGACUGGCAGGAGUCGCAUCCGGACGAGCUAGCCAGUCUGCUGGCGGCAGUGCAGGGCUACAUGGAAGCCCGCUCGCCGCUCGUCUUCCCCGCACUCGCGGUCUUCGAGCCUCAGCCCACCGACACCACACCGCCACAGGACUAUCUGGAGGAGCUGUGGGAUCGCAUCAAGGCAUGCAAGGAAGAUUCCUGGAAGGCGGAAAGUGUGCCUCGCCCCCACGUGGCAGUGAAGGAAAGGCUCUCCUCUUCCAUGCGCCACCCCAUCGGCCUCUUCACUCCGCCGCUGCCCCCCCCUGCUGCCGCCCAACUCGACAAUGAUGCUGACAUGGACGAGGGCGACGACGAGCACAAGCAGACAAGAGCCGCCGCCCGGCAGCGGUUUGAGGCGCUGCAACAGUUUCCGCCCCGGAUUGGGCGUCUGAAGCUGUUUCCGCCAGCCAAGACCGACGCUACCAUGUCACCCAUCGACCGCUUUGUGGUGCAGGAGUAUCUGCUGGACGUGCUCUUCUACAUGAACGGCAGUCGCAAGGAGUGCGCGAGCUACCUGGUGGGCCUGCCUGUGCCGUUCCGCUACGAAUACGUCAUGGCGGAAACCGUCUUCUCCCAGUUGCUGCUGCUUCCCCGGUCGCCCUUCCGCCCCAUUUACUACACAAUCGUCCUCGUUGAUCUCUGCAAGGCCCUCCCCGGCGCCUUCCCAGCAGUGCUGGCAGGGGCAGUGAGGGCGUUGUUCUCCCGGGCGGCAAUCAUGGACGUGGAGUGCAGGACACGUGUCAUCCAGUGGUUGGCCCACCACCUGUCCAACUUUGCGUUUGUGUGGCCGUGGGCGGCGUGGGCAGCAGUGGCACGGCAGCCGGAGUGGGCCCCACAGAGAGUGUUUGUAUCAGAGGUGCUGGAGAGGGAGAUCCGCCUCUCCUACUAUGACAAGAUCAGAGAGUCCCUUGGUUCCGCGGAGAUGGAGCAGCUUCUCCCUCCCAAGCCCGAGCCCGUGUUCAAGUUCAAGCGCAACCGCGCCGCGGGGCCGGGGAGACUGCUGGCGCCUGCAGAGGGGGAGGGGGAAGGGGAGGGAGAGGGGGAGGGGCGCGGGAGGAAGGAAGGCGGGGGGGAAGGGGAGAAGAAAGAGGGGGAGAAGUCGGGAGAGGGAGAGGGGGACCGCGACAUGAAGGAGGGGGGCGAGGGGGAGGGCGGGGAAGGGGGGAAAGACGGGGGGAAAGACGGCGGAAAAGGCGCAGUGCAGCAGUAUGGGGAGGGGGUGGAUGCAGCAGCGGUGGAGGUAGCUGAGGAGCUGAUAGUGAUGGUGCGGACGAAGCGGGCAGGCAGGGAGGUGGCGGCGUGGGUGGAGGAGCAGGCGGUGGGCAAGGUGGGCGGGGACAAGGGCCGCGUGCUGGAUGUGGUGGCCCAGACGCUGCUGGUGCUGGGCUCCAAGAGUAUUACCCAUGCGGUUACCGUGCUGGAGAGAUACGGGCUGGCGCUGCAGCUGCUGGCGCCUGAUCAGGUGGGUGCAGCUGCUGCACAGCAUAUGGACGGUGUGGGCCAACGCCUCUCAGAUGGCGUCAUUGGUCACCUAGUCAAAUGCGGACAGCACACUCCUUUCCCGUACUCCCCCCCGCCCCCCCUUAUCGCUCACCCUCCCCGCCCCACCACAGCCCUCCCAGGUGCAGCUGCUGCACAGCAUAUGGGCCGUGUGGGCCAACGCCCCUCAGAUGGCAGCAGUGGUGGGGACGAGCUAACAAGUGCCAAAAACACACAUGCUCUCCCCCACCCCUCUCCCCUGUUUCCCCCACCCCAACAGCCCUCCCAGGUGCAGCUGCUGCACAGCAUAUGGGCCGUGUGGGCCAACGCCCCUCAGAUGGCGGCGGUGGUGGUUGAUCGCUGCCUCGGCUUCCGCCUCGUCUCGCCUCUCGCUCUCCUCGACUGGUGCUUCGUGCCCGCUCAUUACGAGCUCUACCACACCUCCGAACGCAUCUGGGAGGUGAGGUUGGUCCCUGUUGAGUCGACUGAGAAGUCGCUUCCGUCUCCUCCUCUCCCCACUCGCUCUGCUCGACUGGUGCUUCGUGCCCGCUCAUUACGAGCUCUACCACACGUCCGAGCACAUCUGGGAGGUGAGAUUCUCCGCACCGCCCUCUCAAAGGCCACCAACUGUCAGUCAAAACUUCCACGCAUUCUCUCCUCCCCCACUCGUAUCCCCCUCCUCCUUUCCCCUCCCCCUUCUUCCUCCUCCUUUCCCCUCCCCCUUCUUCAACCAAAUCAGAUUCUCCACACCGCCAUGUCAAAGGCCGCCAACCGCCUGCGCCACGUCAGCGCUGAGGUGGCGGUUCUCGAGAGGGCGUCGGCUGUGGCAGCAGCGGCUGCCAGCAAGGCGCGCAGCGAAUGGGAGGCUUCCACGUUGGCAGAGGAGGCGGAGGGAGAGAAGGCGAAAACACAGGCUGCAGCCAAAGCUGAAUGGGCCAAGGCCCUGUUCAUUGCUCUUUUGCUUCACUUCGCUACGGCCGUCAACAAUCGGCGGGCUGCUGUGGCUGAGGCAGCAGCGCGGGAGGAAGAGGAAGAGGAGGCGAGGAGGGUGGAGGAGGAGAGGAUGGAGGAGGAUGAGGGGGACGACACGGGAAUGGAUGGAGAGGAGGGCGGGGAUGGUGGCAGUGACAGGAGGCUGGCAGGGCGGAGGAAGAGGGAGGAGGAGAGGAGGAAGGAGGAGGAGGAGCGGGGGCACAAGAGGCGGCUCAAGGCGGCGGGGGAGAAGGAGUGGAUGCGCUGUGUGCUGGGCCACAUGCGCUCGCUGUGCCGCUACCACAGCCCGCAGGUGUGGCGCAUGCUGCCAGCCAUCGAGGCGCAAGUCUUCUCACAGGUCCAAGACCCAGUCAUCCGCGACACUCUCAUGUCCGCCCUGCUCUGCCCCUAG